This is a messenger RNA of Arxiozyma heterogenica, 1689 nucleotides long. RefSeq lists its product as uncharacterized. The coding region runs from base 1 to 1689 and encodes 562 amino acids. The record is from RefSeq and is a predicted model, not a curated record. Gene Ontology annotation, cellular component: fungal-type vacuole membrane. NCBI's taxonomy places the organism in Eukaryota, Fungi, Ascomycota, Saccharomycetes, Saccharomycetales, Saccharomycetaceae. The transcript has a single exon.
AUGGAUGGUUGUCAGUCACCUUCCUCUAUUUUUCUUAUUAAAACAUUCAUUGGGAGUAAUAUUGUUGCUUUAGGUUCUGGAACUCCUUAUAUGUAUUCGUAUUAUGCACCACAAUUAUUAUCUAGGUGUAAUAUAUCCAUUAAAUACAGUAGCAAUAUUGCAUUGGCAUUAAAUAUUGGUAGUUCAUUGUUGGGUACGUUCGCUGGAGUUCUAGUUGACAUUAAUCCUAGAAUAGCCACAUUAGUAGGUUCGAUUUCCACAUUUCUGGCUUAUACUAUCUUGUAUAUAUGUUAUAAAAAUGCAAUUUCUUCUAUUUUAUUGAUCUUUUUGGCCUUAGUUUUAGUAGGUUAUGGUGCCAUAUCUGGAUUAUACUCUGGUAUGAAGGUUUGUACUACUAAUUUUCCAAAUCAUAGAGGUAUAUCUGGUGCUUGUCCAGUUUCCUUGUAUGGGUUGUCUGGUUUAUUAUUUUCAUUGAUAUGUCGUAAUAUCUUUAAGGGGGAUAUUCAGGCAGUUUUUUUAUUUCUAUUAAUUGCAUGUUCUUUAAUGACAUUUAUUGGUGUCUUCACAUUAGAUGUUUUUGAUUAUAAUUAUAUUAAAGAUUUAGAAUCCAAGUAUGUUUUAACAGACACUAUUAGUAGUCAACCAGAACUAGCUGCAACAUUGUCCAAUUCUGCCGAGGAUGAGGGGUCAUUUUUGAAACACCAUAUGUCAGAUUUUACAGAGUCUUUCAACGAUCAUGCUGCACAUCAUUAUAGGACUGAAUCUAAAUCAAGACAUUCAACUAAAAUAGCUCGUUUCUCAGGAGAAUUAACAAGAAACUCAAGAGUAGGAUCCCCAGAAUGUAUCGUAAAUGAGAUAGCUGAUGGUGUCCACUCCUUAUUAAAUAAGUCACCAGGACCAUCAGUGAGUAGUGUAAAUGAACUUUUCAGUAAUAAUAAUCAUUUAAAGAAUAAUUUAGUAGUUAAUUUUAAAGAAAUAGUGAAAAAUGAUCAAAAUAUUUGGGACUGUGUGAAAUCAAGUAAAUUUCUUUUAUAUUAUGUGAUUAUUGCAAUUUUACAAGGUAUUGGUCAGACGUAUAUAUAUUCUAUUGGAUUCAUUGUACAAGCUCAAGUAAAUUCUAUGUCAAGUGAUAAUAGUAACAAUAAUAAGCCAGUAGAUACAGCUACUAUUCAAGCAACACAAGUGGCAAUUGUUUCAAUAUCCUCAUUUGUUGGUAGAUUAUCAUCUGGAUUUUUUUCAGAUGUUUUAAAAAAAAGAUUAAACUCACAAAGGAUAUGGACUACUUUUACUGCAUCUACGUUUACAAUAAUUGGAUCUAUAAUUAUUAUUAGAGUCGAUCCAACAAAACAUUCGUUGGCUAAUGUUUAUAAAUCUUCAAUAAUAUUUGGAUAUGCGUUUGGUGCUAUGUUUGGAUCUUUCCCAUCUAUUAUAGCGGAUUCAUUCGGUACAAAGAAUUUCAGUAAAAUAUGGGGAGUAUGUACAACAGGUUGUCUGAUUACAAUUAAAUGGUAUACAGCAAUAUUAGCACAAAAUUUAUCCAAUUAUACGCAACCUAAUGAAUCAACAUGUAAAGCAGGUGUUAAAUGUUAUGAAUAUACUUUUUAUGUUAUUAGACUAAAUGCCUUUUUAAGUUGUAUUUUAAUUCUGUUUAUAAUUGGGAAUACUUAUCACAAAGCUAAAAUCAAUUAA